CUCUCUUUCUAACUGUGGUCUUUCUGGUCUUUUUCAUUUUCUGUUGCAUGCAUAUUGUGCCUUCGUUAUUCUUAGAUCUCGCUUUCGAUUGCAUUUACAUUUGUUUCUUAAUGGACUAAUAUUGUCCUUAUUUCCACACACACAGAAUGGUGUUCCCAUCAAAUCUCAAAUUAUUUCGUUUUUUUGUUUUUUUCCUCCUCUAUAAAAAAAAAAAACACACAGUUUUGGUAACUUUCUUGGUUGUAGUUAAUCGAGAGGUUAGUCGAUUUCAUAGAGCAUUUUCUUACAAUUAAUCAAUUGCGAAGACAUAUUUAGUUAAUUGUAAAUAACAGUGGGCUCUUUCAAGCUUGCAUAUCAUUUUUUUGUAUACCCGGCAUGGCAUGUUUUUAAUGGGUUGGGUCGGUUUGGUUCUGGGUCGGCCUGGACCCAACUUAGGUCCAAGGUUUGGAUGAUUGCAUAGCAUAUAACCGAUACAUACUAAUAGUUCUACACAAGGCUUUAACAACCGGUUUGGUGACCCAGAUUGCCUAUCUGGAUUUAUGAUCUGGUUCGACAGUGACCCGAUGUACUGUCGAACUUUCUCCUACUGUAGUUUCCAUUGGAUAAGGCGUGCUAUAGUAGAAGAAUUAGCUGGACUCGGAGCAUCAGUUUAUACAUGCGCUCGCAAUGAAGGCGAACUUAACCAAUGCUUGCAUGAGUGGAAGAGGAUGGGAUUAAAUGUUCACGGUUUAGUUUGUGAUCUAUCAUCGAAACCUAAUCGGGAGAAAUUGAUUGAAUCUGUUUCUGCACAUUUUAAGGGGAAGCUAAAUAUCCUUGUGAACAAUGUUGGGACAUGCAUAACAAAACCCACAGUCGAGUACACAGCUGAGGAACUCUCCUUUGUAAUGGAAACCAACUUUGGAUCUGCUUUCCAUAUGUGUCAACUCUCGCAUCCUCUUCUAAAAUCAACAGGAGUAGGAAGCAUUGUAUUCGUAUCCUCUGUUGCUGGGGUGGUUGCUGUAGAUGUGGGCACUCCAUAUGCAGCAACCAAAGGAAACCUUGACCUGGGCACAAUACCCGGCUUUGGGCUGGGGCGAGUGUUCUGGGUAACUUGCCUGAGUCACACAGGCGCAAUAAAUCAAAUUACUAAGAACCUAGCUUGUGAGUGGGCGAAGGACCAUAUCCGGACCAACAGCGUAUCGCCUUGGUUUAUAACGACGCCACUUGUGAAAGAUUUUCUAGCAAAUGAGGAAAUGUUACAGUCGAUCAUUGCUCGAACUCCGAUGAGGCGGAUAGGGGAGCCCGAAGAAGUUGCAGGUCUAGUUGCAUUCCUUUGCAUGCCAGCUGCAUCAUAUAUCACAGGCCAAGUCAUUUGUGUUGAUGGUGGAACCACUGUAAAUGGCUGGUAUCCAUGACAUAGAAAAUUUGUUCUUCUACUUUUAUUACUACUACUCUUUGUCUAUCUCUCUCUUUCUGUAAAUUAAUUUAAGUGCCAUGGGAUAACUGGAAAUAGAAGUUGCAGCUCUUGUAAGAUUCUAUUAAGUAAAUUAUGGUCCAAGCCAUAAAACUUUGGGCAAGUUUUUUAUUU
Molecule: messenger RNA, 1567 nt
Organism: Amborella trichopoda
Lineage: Eukaryota; Viridiplantae; Streptophyta; Magnoliopsida; Amborellales; Amborellaceae
Product: tropinone reductase homolog At5g06060
Molecular function (GO): oxidoreductase activity
Source: RefSeq, a predicted model, not a curated record